AUGGCUUCUCAGCCUGAAGAGCACAAGAAGAAGGUCAACUUGACCGACCCCUCCGGUGCCGAGGUCAAGCACGAAGAUGACACCGCCACUGCCAUUCUCAAGAAGAAGAAGAAGCCCAACCAGCUGAUGGUUACCGAUGCCGUCAAUGACGACAACAGCAUCAUCGCCCUGUCCGAGGCUACCAUGGACGCCCUCCAGCUCUUCCGCGGUGACACCGUCCUUGUACGAGGCAAGAAGAGAAAGGAGACGGUCCUGAUCGUUCUUGCCGACGAGGAGUUGGAUGAGGGAAGCGCCAGAAUCAACCGCGUUGUCCGCCACAAUCUCAGAGUCAAGCACGGUGACGUGAUCACCAUCUCCGCUUGCCCCGACAUCAAAUAUGCCAAGCGAAUUGCUGUGCUGCCUAUUGCCGACACCGUCGAGGGCAUUACUGGCUCACUAUUCGACGUUUUCCUCGCCCCAUACUUCCGCGAAGCCUACAGACCAGUCAAGCAAGGAGACUUGUUCAUCGUCCGUGGUGGUAUGAGACAAGUCGAAUUCAAGGUUGUCGAGGUGGAUCCCCCGGAAUACGGUAUCGUAGCUCAGGAUACCGUCAUUCACUGUGAGGGCGAACCUAUCCAGCGAGAGGAGGAAGAGAACAACCUGAAUGAGGUUGGCUAUGACGACAUUGGUGGAUGCCGCAAGCAGAUGGCUCAGAUCCGAGAAAUGGUUGAGCUUCCUCUCCGCCACCCUCAGCUUUUCAAGUCAAUUGGUAUCAAGCCACCUCGUGGUGUCUUGCUCUACGGUCCUCCCGGUACCGGUAAGACGCUCAUGGCUCGUGCUGUUGCCAACGAGACUGGCGCCUUCUUCUUCCUCAUCAAUGGUCCCGAGAUCAUGUCUAAAAUGGCCGGAGAGUCUGAGUCCAAUCUGCGAAAAGCCUUUGAGGAAGCAGAGAAGAACUCACCUGCCAUUAUUUUCAUUGAUGAAAUCGAUUCCAUCGCCCCCAAGCGUGACAAGACCAACGGUGAAGUUGAGCGUCGUGUCGUCUCUCAGCUGCUUACCCUCAUGGACGGUAUGAAGGCUCGUUCCAACGUUGUCGUCAUGGCCGCCACCAACCGACCCAACUCCAUUGACCCGGCUCUGCGACGAUUCGGUCGUUUCGACCGUGAGGUGGAUAUUGGUAUCCCCGACCCAACUGGCCGUCUGGAGAUUCUCCAGAUCCACACCAAGAACAUGAAGCUGGGCGAUGACGUCGAUCUGGAGCAAAUUGCUGCCGAGACCCACGGUUACGUCGGUUCUGAUGUUGCUGCUCUCUGCUCUGAGGCCGCCAUGCAGCAGAUUCGUGAGAAGAUGGAUCUCAUCGAUCUCGAUGAGGACACCAUCGACGCCGAAGUCUUGGACUCCCUAGGCGUCACCAUGGAGAACUUCCGAUUCGCUCUUGGCGUGUCCAACCCCUCUGCUCUUCGCGAGGUUGCUGUCGUCGAAGUCCCCAACGUUCGCUGGGAAGACAUUGGUGGUCUCGAGGAGGUCAAGCAGGAUCUCCGAGAGAGCGUUCAGUAUCCCGUCGACCACCCCGAGAAGUUCCUCAAGUUUGGUCUCUCCCCGUCCCGAGGUGUUCUUUUCUAUGGACCUCCUGGUACUGGUAAGACGAUGUUGGCCAAGGCCGUCGCCAACGAGUGCGCUGCCAACUUCAUUUCCGUCAAGGGACCCGAACUUCUCAGCAUGUGGUUUGGUGAAUCCGAAAGCAACAUCAGAGAUAUUUUCGACAAGGCCCGAGCAGCCGCUCCUUGCGUUGUUUUCCUCGACGAGUUGGAUUCCAUUGCAAAGGCUCGUGGUGGCUCUGUUGGCGAUGCUGGUGGUGCCUCCGACCGUGUUGUUAAUCAGCUGCUGACUGAAAUGGACGGUAUGACUUCAAAGAAGAACGUUUUCGUCAUUGGUGCUACCAACAGACCUGAGCAGCUCGACCCUGCUCUUUGCCGUCCUGGUCGUCUGGAUUCGCUCAUCUAUGUGCCCCUUCCUGAUGAGCCUGGCCGUCUUGGUAUUCUCAAGGCCCAGCUGCGCAAGACCCCUGUCGCUGGUGAUAUUGACCUUGGCUACAUUGCUUCCAAGACACAUGGCUUCUCUGGUGCCGAUCUGGGAUUCAUCACCCAGCGUGCCGUCAAGAUUGCCAUCAAGGAGUCCAUCUCACUUGACAUUGAGCGCACCAAGGCCCGUGAGGCUGCUGGAGACAACAUGGAUGUCGAUGAAGAUGCCGAGGACCCUGUUCCCGAGCUGACAAGGGCUCACUUCGAGGAGGCCAUGCAGAUGGCUCGCCGUUCCGUCAGCGAUGUGGAGAUCCGAAGAUACGAGGCCUUUGCACAGCAGAUGAAGAACGCCGGUCCUGGUGCCUUUUUCAAGUUCCCUGAUGGAACCGAGGGUGGUGACGCUGGCAACGCCGGCAACUCUUUCGGUGAUGCAGGCAACGAUGAUGAUCUCUACGACUAA
Molecule: messenger RNA, 2460 nt
Organism: Trichoderma gamsii
Lineage: Eukaryota; Fungi; Ascomycota; Sordariomycetes; Hypocreales; Hypocreaceae
Product: cell division control protein 48
Exons: 6
Coding region: 1-2460 (819 amino acids)
Biological process (GO): autophagosome maturation; retrograde protein transport, ER to cytosol; mitotic spindle disassembly
Cellular component (GO): VCP-NPL4-UFD1 AAA ATPase complex; nucleus; cytosol
Molecular function (GO): ATP hydrolysis activity; ATP binding; polyubiquitin modification-dependent protein binding
Source: RefSeq, a predicted model, not a curated record